Molecule: messenger RNA, 2613 nt
Organism: Daphnia pulicaria
Lineage: Eukaryota; Metazoa; Arthropoda; Branchiopoda; Diplostraca; Daphniidae
Exons: 14
Coding region: 75-1964 (629 amino acids)
Cellular component (GO): plasma membrane
Molecular function (GO): protein binding
Source: RefSeq, a predicted model, not a curated record
AUCAAGAUCUUUCAAGUUCUCUGCGCAAAGAAACUGUAUCGGUGUGUAAGGAUUUUUUAAAAUUUUGAUGAAUCAUGAGUUACUGGUUCAAAACAUUAUUGCUAGUAGUUGUCCUUACUGCGUUGGGAAAGUCAGAAAGUGUAGCGGAUGACAAUGCAGAAGAUCUCCAAACAGUUGAAGGUUCAGCUGGACGGGAUUCAACGGAAUGUGAACAGUUGCAGGAUCGUCUCGAGGCCUUGGAAUCGGCCGUGAGGAGCAUCGUGUCAGCCAUGGCAAGUCAGAAGAACGAAAUAUUCGCACCGAUAACUGCAAUUCUGGAGCAGAAUGCAGCCCUGCGUGUUAUUCUAUCGUCACCUCCAGUAUCCCAAGGUGUUCCUGAAAAUUCAACAAUUCACCCUGAUUUGAGCUAUAACUCGACUAUCAUCACAAACAAUGAAACCGACCAAGCAGAUAAACUUAUUGCAGUUAACCAACUAAAGGGAGCAGUCAAAUGCUCUUUGGCACAGUUACUAGACAUCAAAGUUUCCGAAAAAGAGCCCAAUCCUUCUGGGAAUAUUAACGCCUCGUUGAGCGAAAACAAAUCGAUUGAAAUAGAAUGGACCCCACUAUCCCCCGAAUGUAUCGCAUACAAUUCCGGUGUCUGGAUCCGAGUCUUUGAAUCCGACACUCCUUCGUCAGGAGCGACGUACUUGUCCAUUCCAAGGAAAUGCUUGACCGAGAAAUACAACUCCACCUUCUCUUUUGCCAUACACUCGCCCACGAAAUCUGACGACCCGUCGAAGGAAAGCGAUUGCCACUUCGAGCUAACGAAUGUUCUGAUCGAGUGUCGGUCUUACAAAGUUGAACUUAUUCCGAAUUAUGAGUCACUCAAGGGGAGACCUCUAACCACCGAAAUUGUUACUCCUUCCACAAUUCAGAAUGGCAACUCGAUCGAUAUGAAAUCGCUGUUGAGCGUUGCAACCAGUUCGAGUUCGUUGACUUUAGAUUGGAAAGACAAUUCCGGUUGCGCACCUCAACUGACGUCCUUUUAUUUGAAGACUAUCCCUGAUGGGGGAGUAAAUGCUACAGAUGAGACACACGGCUCCCUGAAGUUUCCCCGCACUUGUCUGAAACAACAGAGGGAUGAAAAUAAUCUGUUCUCACUUACUUUAUCUGCCGAUCACGCAUGCCCGGUGAAAUGGACGUCGUUGGACGUUUGUAGGAAGUACGCAUUUGAAAUGAAAUCCGAGUAUUCCAAGACUUGGAGCAGCGCGCCACAUUUUUGGGAGACAUUCACAUCCCAAGAAGGACGUAGUCCGAGAGAUAUUUUCUAUGAGUUUUCCAAUUGCCCGAAUUCUGGGACGUUUUAUUGCACGACACCUGAUAAUGAGUAUUAUCGUCGCAGUUACGGCAGAUAUUACCAGUCUAAUUGCAUGGAUAUAAAUCAAAUUUGCGAUGGGCAAAACCACUGCGCUUCUGGUUUCGACGAGCAAAACUGUGAUGAUAAUUGCAUCACUGGAUUCAAGUGUGGUCGACAAUGCAUCUCCAAUGAAAAAGUGUGCGAUGGUGACUACGACUGUGUUGACGGUUCUGAUGAACACUAUGAUUGCGAAUACGCCAAAUCGUGCAGUGAGCUAAAGGACACUUCCGGAACUGUCUCUUCUUUGACUAUCGACUCGGAUAACGUAUUUGAAAAUGCCGUCCAAAAAACUAUUGUCGCAAUAUCGGUACAAAGCGACCAAAUCAUUUGGCUAUCUUUCAGUAAGUUCAAUACUAAAGAAAACCAUUUAGUGAAGGUUUACGAUGGGCCCUAUUCGACUAGUCCUCUUCUUUUGUCACAAAGCGGAUCUACCAAACCUUCCUCCGUACGAUCCUCAUCAAAUAAUCUGUAUGUGGAAUUUCCUUCUUAUUACGACAGAAGUUACGGCGUUAGCGUGUCCUACACAAGUAUGGACAACAUGGAGAAACCGUUCGUUCCAGGGUGAGGAGGUUAUGUCUACGGGGAUGGUUCGGUAUCCUCGCCGAAUUAUUUGUCUGAUAAUGAUAACGAUCUUGACGAAUGUUUCUGGUUCAUGGAAGCUCGGCAAAGUGAUGGAGUCAUAUUUGUAAAGAGAAAUAUUGCCCCGACCAUCGGAUUUCUUUCUUCUACGCUUCCUUCUGAGCUUCCCAUCAUGACUGUCUACGACGGUUGGAACACAUCAGGUCAAGUGCUGUACGAUGAACUGGAUUCUUCUAAACCAGCUCAAGCCGAACGUGUAGUCUAUUCCGUCAGUCAGAAAAUGAUGAUCCGCUUUACUCGGCCGAAAGUAUCUUGCAGCAGUAGGAACUGGAGCGUGACUACUAUACCUAAGGUUUCCACCACCACAAACUUAGUCGGGAUGAUAGGAACAAUAAAAAGCCCCAACUUUCCAGCAGCGUAUCCGGAUUCCUCCGAUUACCGUUGGAAAAUCGUCACGGAGCCAGGCACAAUCAUUCGGCUCCUAUUUGCGUUGUUUGAAACGCAGGAGAAAUUUGAUUAUGUUUUCGUGUUCGAUGGACCCACGGUUAACUCCCCACUGCUCCUCGAGAAAUCUGGAUUAUCGUUGAUACCUUUCGCCGUCAACUCUUCCUCAAACGAAAUGCUCGUUAGAUUUA